This is a messenger RNA of Ipomoea nil (Japanese morning glory), 1647 nucleotides long. Its product is annotated as catalase isozyme 1. The coding region runs from base 1 to 1479 and encodes 492 amino acids. The transcript has 8 exons. Gene Ontology annotation, biological process: hydrogen peroxide catabolic process; response to hydrogen peroxide. Gene Ontology annotation, cellular component: peroxisome; plasma membrane; cytoplasm. Gene Ontology annotation, molecular function: catalase activity; heme binding. Lineage: Eukaryota; Viridiplantae; Streptophyta; Magnoliopsida; Solanales; Convolvulaceae. The record is from RefSeq and is a predicted model, not a curated record.
AUGGAUCCUUACAAGCACCGUCCGUCUAGCGCCUUCAGUUCACCUUUCUGGACUACAAAUUCUGGUGCUCCGGUGUGGAACAACAACUCCUCCUUGACCGUCGGAACCAGAGGACCGAUUCUACUUGAGGAUUAUCACUUGGUGGAGAAGCUUGCUAAUUUUGAUCGUGAAAGGAUUCCAGAACGCGUUGUACAUGCCAGGGGAGCAAGUGCCAAAGGUUUUUUUGAGGUAACUCAUGAUAUUUCUCAUCUGACAUGUGCCGAUUUUCUUCGGGCUCCAGGUGUACAGACGCCUGUUAUUGUACGGUUCUCCACUGUUAUCCAUGAGCGUGGCAGCCCUGAAACCCUCAGGGAUCCCAGAGGCUUUGCAGUGAAGUUUUAUACCAGAGAGGGUAACUUUGAUCUGGUGGGAAACAAUUUUCCUGUUUUCUUUAUUCGUGAUGGAAUGAAGUUCCCAGACAUGGUCCAUGCACUAAAACCGAAUCCCAAGUCCCACAUACAGGAAAACUGGAGAAUCCUUGAUUUCUUCUCUCAUCAUCCAGAGAGUUUGCAUAUGUUCACCUUCCUAUUUGAUGAUGUGGGUGUCCCACAAGAUUAUAGGCACAUGGAAGGUUCUGGGGUUAAUACUUAUACACUGAUCAACAAGGCCGGGAAAGCACACUAUGUGAAGUUCCAUUGGAAACCAACUUGUGGAGUCAAGUGUCUGUUGGAGGAAGAAUGCAUUAAGGUUGGAGGUGCUAAUCACAGCCAUGGCACCCAGGAUCUCUAUGAUUCAAUUGCAGCUGGGAACUAUCCUGAAUGGAAACUUUUUAUCCAAAUAAUGGAUCCUGAUCACGAAGACAGAUUUGACUUUGACCCACUUGAUGUAACCAAAACAUGGCCCGAGGACCUCUUGCCACUGCAGCCAGUGGGACGCUUGGUGUUGAACAAGAACAUUGACAACUUCUUUGCAGAAAAUGAGCAGCUUGCAUUUUGCCCUGCCAUUGUGGUUCCUGGUGUUUAUUAUUCUGAUGAUAAGCUGCUCCAGACUAGGAUUUUCUCUUAUUCUGAUACACAACGACACCGCCUUGGGCCAAACUACCUGCAGCUUCCUGUCAAUGCUCCAAAAUGUGCUCAUCACAACAAUCACCAUGAUGGUUUUAUGAAUUUCAUGCAUAGAGAUGAAGAGGUCAACUAUUUCCCCUCAAGGUAUGAUCCUUGCCGUCAUGCUGAGCAGCACCCCAUUCCUCCACGCGUAUUGACAGGAAAGCGUGACAAGUGCAUCAUUGAGAAGGAGAACAACUUCAAGCAGCCAGGAGAGAGAUACAGAUCCUGGUCAACAGAUAGGCAAGAAAGAUUUAUCUGCCGGUGGGUUGAGGCUUUGUCUGAUCCACGAGUUACCCAUGAAAUACGCAGCAUUUGGAUUUCAUACUGGACUCAGGCCGACAAGUCUCUUGGUCAGAAGCUAGCUUCACGCCUCAAUGUUAGGCCAACAAUGUGAAGCUGGAGGUCCUAUAGUAUGAUUUUGGUUGCUACUUGCUAGCAGUGAUUAAUACCCUCGGGGAAGGAAAUUAUACGUAUUAUAUUCAUGUGUCGUAUUUUGUAUCAUUAAACUGUGACAAUUUCUUAAUAUCAAUAAAUUGGUGCCGCCUAAAUAAGUAAAUAAAAA